This is a messenger RNA of Synchiropus splendidus (mandarinfish), 2083 nucleotides long. Its product is annotated as fibrous sheath CABYR-binding protein. NCBI's taxonomy places the organism in Eukaryota, Metazoa, Chordata, Actinopteri, Syngnathiformes, Callionymidae. The coding region runs from base 176 to 1669 and encodes 497 amino acids. The record is from RefSeq and is a predicted model, not a curated record. The transcript is spliced from 2 exons.
UGUGAUAGCGACAGAUGUCUGGAAAACUGCGCAGGGUUUGCUUCGGUGAAGUGGUCCCACUCUGAGGUUUGGAGAGCAAGAAUCUGCAGCUGUCGCUCCUCUGGUUGCCUCACCUCCAUUAUUACAUCCAGUCUGGACUCAAAGAACCAACUCUUGGAACAAGACAGGAGACACCAUGGGAGGCAAACUCAGCAGGAAGAGGAAGGGGUAUGACGUGAGUGACCCUAAGGACAAAAAAAGUGAGAGUGCAGUUCCUUCCAAGGAGGAAGCUGCUCCCCCUGAAGCUCCAUUGACUUCAGAAGACACCAAUGCAGUCCAGGAGACUGUGGUCUCAGAUGUUGCAGCCACUACCGAAGCAGCCGCAGCAGCUCCAGAGCAGCCAACAGCCUCACCUCCGGAAGAACCGAGUGCAGCCGCCGGUUCACCUGAAGCGGCAACCAAUCAGGUGGAAUCACCCGCGGUCACAGAAAAGGAGGUUAAAGAAGAAUCAGCUGCAGUCCAAGAAAAAGAAGCUCCUCCUGUAGUAGAACCUUCACCGGUUAUUGUGGAAUCACCUCCAACACCGCAAGAACCGCCUUCAGUCGAGGCCCAAGCAGAGACAAACCAACCACCUGUAGAUGAAGCCGAGGCUACACCCCAGAUUGAGGAGGCUACUGUCGCGGUUCAGUCUGUGCUAGAGUGUGAACCAGCGCCAACAGAAGAGCAGCCCAAAGAAGAGCCAGAACCAAUCAUAGCAAAUGAGCCGGAGAUCACUGCUGAGGAAACAGCAGCAGCACCGGCCCCCAUCCUAGAGGCAGAAGUUGCCAAGUCAGCAGAGACAACGGCUGAGCAAGUGCCAGAGCCACAGCCGGAGCCAGAAGAUGAACCUGAAUUGGAAGAACAAGUGCACCAUGAACCAGAGAAAGAGCCAGAAUCAGUGGAGCCAGAACCAGAGAAAGAGUCAGCGCCAGUAGAAGAAAAAGAGCAAGAACCCGAGCAGUUACAGGAAAUCGAAUCGGAACCAGAGAAAGUUUCAGAACCAGAAGAAGAGUUGGUUCCAGAACCUGAACAAGAGAAAGAGCCAGAACAAGAGCAGGAGUCAGAACAAGUUCAGGAAAAUGAGCCGGAGGUAGAAGAGCCAGAGGUAGAAGAGCCAGAACCAGUGAAAGACCAUGAACAGGAUACAGAACCACAUCAGGAAAUCGAGCCAGAACAACAUAAAAUUGAGGUGGAAACAUUACCUGAACCAGUUAAUGGUGAGCCAGAAGUCCAGGAAAAAGCAUCCGAGGAAGUCUCUCCAGUAGAAGAACAUGUGGCAGUCGAACCUGAACCAGAAUCAGCGGAACCAGUGCCUGAGAUGUCUGUCUCCCAAACUGAGGUGUCUGAUGAGAAUUCAUCGAACGAAGUUCCUCUCCCCGAGCCAGAGCUGGAGAACAAGAUGGAGAAUGGAGAUAGCGAGACACCGUCGGUGCCAGAUGAGGCGGCUGAAGAAGAGACUCAUCCAGCUGUGAACGGUGAAAACCACGUAGAUGCACACAAUGGCUGCGUUAAUGGCAACGGCAAUGCAGCUGAGUCACCCAUCAAGGAGUACGAACUUAAAAAGGACAUCAAACUUGCUGCUGACGUCCAGGAGGCGCCAGAGUCUGAUGCGAUGGAUGCUAUCAGCGCCGAGGUCACCCCGGCUGUCUGAGCUUGAAACAUCUGUGAGUUAGCUGAUGGUGCAAAAUCCUCAUCCUAGUAAGGUUUUUGGAGAUGCUAAAACCAUCUCUCAAGGUCGCUGAAGCAAAAUGACACUUGACUUGAGCAACCAAAAGUACGACCACUUGAUGCUAGAGAGCGAGAGCUGUGAGAUGCGGACGUGCGCAGAACGUACAAAUGGCACAAAGACUGGACCGUUGUUAUGGUAUUGAGUAAAGUUCUUUUGUGUGUGUGUGAGCCAGAUAAGCAUAAUUAAAUUGUUUAGUGCAUUCAAUAUAUUAACCGGUUUAGUAUUUCGUAUAUCCUUUCUAUUACAAUGUGUCGAUACGUAACAUAAACCUUUUGGCCUUUUCUAAUGAUUGAUAUUCCAAAUGAUUGUACGGAAUAGUGAAUAAAAAGAGAUUGU